GCUGCGCCUUCGCGCCGCCGGCGUCCCGGGCGGCCGGGGAAGCCUCCGGGCUCCAGCAGAAGCUCCUGCAGUGCCUCAAGCUCCUGCCAGCCGAGCGGGUCCUGGAAAAUCGUGGAGGGUCCUCGAGUUCAAGCAGUUCUUCUGUGAGCUGCUCUCGGAGUAGUCCCAGAAAGGGCGGGAGCAGAGCAAGCAUAGCAAGUGGUGACUGGAGGCACCCGAUGUAGUCAUCCGCCCUUUCCCCGUCUCCUCGACACAAGAAAGUUUUAACAGUGACGCAGUCCUUGAACCAGGGUCCUUGGUCUUGCAGCACGGCCGUGACCGAACAAAAGUCGUAAAAUCAACCGCAAGCAAACCGGAAGACUACACGCAGCGAGGCAGCGAGGCACGGACAUGGCGCGCUGGAAGGGGGCAUGUUACCUGCUGCUGCUGCUCCUGCUGCUGCCCGCCACGCUGGACACGGUCGACGCCCUGGUCCACGCCGAACGGAGACCAGAGUUUCCUCGCGAUGCCCGCGACUUGAUGGUUCGUCUGGCUCGGGCGAUAAGUGGGUUGGCCCAAGGGCUGGCCCUGGACAACGCGUACCGGCCGCACCGGCAGUCCGCCCGCGGCGCGCCGGGGAAGCACUUUAGGGGGACGCGCGCCCUGGUCGCGGCCAGCGGCUACCCACUGGAGGCCCACGAGGUCCGCACGCCCGACGGCUACUUCCUGAGCGUGUUCCGCAUCCCGCGGCCGCGUCGGCCCGUCGUCUUCCUCAUGCACGGCCUCAUGCUGUCGUCCGCCGACUACUUCACCCUCGGCCGCGGCCGCGCCCUGCCGCUGCUGCUGCACGACGCCGGCUUCGACGUGUGGCUGGGCAACGGCCGCGGCAGCAUGGAGUCCCGCCGCCACGAGGACAGGCACGCCGACGACCCCGGCUUCUGGGACUUCACCUGGCACGAGAUCGGCGUGCUCGACCUGCCGAGCUGCAUCGACCACGUGCUGGCCGCCACCAACCAGUCCGCGCUGCACUACGUGGGGCACUCCCAGGGCACCACGACCUUCUUCGUCAUGGGCAGCGAGCGGCCCGAGUACAUGGCCAAGGUGAAGGCCUUCGUCGGCUUGGCGCCCGUGGCCUUCGUCAGGGACAUCCGCAGUGACCUCAUCCGAGUCACCUGCGACCUGGGCGCCCCGGCUUUCCUGAGGCACAGGGGCUUCAUGGAGCUGCUCCCCAACCCGCCGUUCAUCAGCGCCCUCAAGCAGCUGCUCUGCAGCCCCGGCGCCGCCACGCAGCCCCUCUGCUCCGCGUUCCUGUCCCUCAUCUCCGGCUUCUACUCGAAGCAGGUCAACGUGACCAUGAUGCCGUCCCUCUUCACCAACUUCCCGGGCGGGUCCGCGCUCAAGCAGCUGGAACACUACUGCCAGCAGUUGGCGCUCGAGGAGCUGGACUUCAGGCAGUUCGACCUGAAGGCCCGCGGCAACCUGGCCAGGUACGGGCAGGUGCGGCCGCCGGCCUACAACCUGAGCCGCGUCACGGCGCCCUGCUACCUCAUCCACGCGGACAACGACGUGCUGGCCGUGCAGUCGAACGUGGAGGCGCUGUCGCAGAGGCUUCCCAACGUCCCACCGGACGGCGUGCGCCUAGUCCGCCUCGCGGAGUUCAACCACCUCGACUUCAUCUACGGCCGGGACGCCAAGGAGCUGGUCUACGACCACGUCCUCGCCUACAUUGGUCGCCAAGAGAGGCUGCCAACGUGACGUCACCUCCCUCAGGUGCAGCCGAGCGCAAAUGCAUUCAGACGCCAAGUCGAAUCCACUGGUCAUGACGUUGAUUGGAUUUGGACGCACAGAGCAUUCCCACGGCUUCCAAAAUUUUAAAAUGGUGGAGAAGUUGGCAGAGGCGCGGGCGAAGAAUAAGAUAAGGUCAACCUCUAGUACAACUGAUAAAAAGUACGAAUUACAUGUAAGUAUUUAGAGGAUAUUUUUCCAACUGCUCCAUUUGUUCUUGCAAAUGUUAAAAAAAUAUUUAAAUAAAUUUUGAAGAGAGAUGUUGCAACAGCAACUGAGGGAACAGGUGUCAAUUAUAAAAAUAAGAUAGUAGGGUGCCAAUAUUAAAUUUUAAUCCAGCACAAGCCAUUUUUUUCUGUUUUUUUUUUUUUUUUUUUUUGUUAUUUUUGAUUUUUAAAAUGUGAUUACAGCAUUUGUUCCCAUGACAUGUUUUGCGGAAUACAUUAUAUAAUCUUUGUCAGAAGAAGUGAUUGAUUGAACAUGACAUAGCCCAUAUAUUACCAUGGAGAAGUGAUGGAUACAAAUAAUAUUUGAGCAUUACCAGAUGUUAAGAAACAAACACA
This is a messenger RNA of Thrips palmi, 2327 nucleotides long. Its product is annotated as lipase 3-like. Lineage: Eukaryota; Metazoa; Arthropoda; Insecta; Thysanoptera; Thripidae. Gene Ontology annotation, biological process: lipid metabolic process. Gene Ontology annotation, molecular function: hydrolase activity, acting on ester bonds. The record is from RefSeq and is a predicted model, not a curated record. The transcript is spliced from 10 exons. Bases 391 to 1734 code for a protein of 447 amino acids.